Trichobilharzia szidati is the source of this 5694-nucleotide messenger RNA. The record is from the annotation of a GenBank genome assembly. NCBI's taxonomy places the organism in Eukaryota, Metazoa, Platyhelminthes, Trematoda, Strigeidida, Schistosomatidae.
AUUCAAUUGUUGCUCCUAACCUUGCCGGAACUCCAAAUGUCGACGACCAAUGAUAUGACGUGAAAGUUAUGUCCCUGAAGUCGUUGGUUUCGUACCAUCUCCCCUUCUUUUUUUAUUGCAUUCUCAUUUUGAUUAUAAGUGCGGAAAGUACACCUUCUCAUAGUGCUAAGGGGUGGGUAUUUUCCAUUUAAAUAAGUACUUCUUUUCAGGAUACUGAUAGCUAAUACAGUUGAUGGUUCAUUUAUUGGCUUAGAUAUCGAAAAUGGAAAAGAAUUAUGGAAGAUAGAUGGCCCUCCACUUGUUUCUCAAAGCCUCAGUGACCUACAGCUCAUGACGAAGACAAAGUCAUAUAACAUCGUCCCAUCUCUGGAAGGACAGCUUUUCUUAAUGGAGAGGAGAUUAACAAAUGACCUGGAGUUGUCUCAGGAGGCAUCGUUAAAAGCACUACCACUGAAUAUUGAUUCUUUAUUUUCCUCGAAUUUUAUGCUCACGGAAGAGUCCAUCUUAACUGGAGGACGAGACCACUCAACUUUUGCUUUCAAUCCUAAUGAUGGAAAACGUGCUUUACGAAACCUACUGACUGACUGGUUUCAACGUAGAACUUUGCACAGAUGUGCAUCAGUUCAACUUGCCACUCUCCCUCCAUGUAUCACACAAAGCAAGAGGAGAGAGUAGAGAGGAAUUCAAAAGAGAUAACAGAAGUGUAAUGCUAAAAGAAUAGUGACAUGGAAGAACAGUAGAUUUUUAUUGGAUAUGAUCAAUCACGAAGACUGAAUUCAUCUGCGCCAUUGAGAACGAAUUUGAGCCAUGUCACCGAUUGUCUCCAGCCAUCGGCUUUUACCACCCCAAGGACCCCAACCAGGAAGUUUACACCUCCCUGUGGCUUAAACUAGCUGUUGUGGAUUUCAUUGGCGGUUCAGUAUAUGUAAAUGUGCUUCUUGGGACAUCUAAUCCAACAGAAAAAGGGAGAGUCAAAGUUCCUUUUUACGGUAUACUUUACUUAUACCAAUUUUUUAUACUUGUAGAAGUGUGCUGUCACUGGUUUUUCCAUAGGCUUACAUGUCGUGAAGGUUGAUCAAUUUAUGGAUUAUCUGAAAGACAAGAGUAUUAAGCAAAUAGAGUCCAGGGGACAACUGUUUGAAAUCAGUCACAGGUGGAGGUUUUGGAGAUUUUUUCGUGCAGAACACCUUACCACUGGCAACGAAUGACAAUGUCAAGAAAUACAAUUUGCGGUAUCACCCUUUUUUAACCUCCUCCACAGAACAAGAAGGUGGCACAGAUGUUUUUGUGUUUGCUCAUUGGCGCACUUCACUCGUAGCGUAUCCGUAUCUGCCAACAGUACGACAUCGGCCUCAGACUCCUUACAUAGUUUAAAAAGUACACUAGUGGCUGCUUUCAAAACGCCGGAAAUACCCGCUGAGUAAUGGUGAAAAAACAGCCCAGCAGAGAAAAUUUUCUUAUUGACAAAGCAGUCAUAUUUAUGAUUGCUGAAACAAACAGCAGUUUGUCGUUCCAGCCAAAAUAUCUCUCUGAGUCGUUGCAAUAUGCCGACCCAACUGCUACAUGAGGCUAGUAGCUACCUGUUGGGCUGCAGAUGAGGAGAAAUAAGAGUUGAAAACAAAAACAAUAUCUUGUAAAAAUAGUUAAUAAGGUAGUAGUGUAGUCAUAGACUGUUAUAUAUCAUUCACUCCUUUUCACUUACCUGCAAUCAGAUUGUCGUUUGAAUAGUAAAUUAAUGAAAAAAUCCCAACACUUGCCGAAUUAUAGUAAGUAUUCCAGAAAGAGAGAGUGUAUGCGAUCUACUAGGCUAACUUCAGAAAUAUUUAAGCGUAAUAGACCGAUCGUUUCAAUGUGGGCAAUUUCGACUAGUAUUAACCACAGCAAUGUCAAGUUUAAUGUACACUACUUUUCCCUCCUACCAAAUAUCUUUUUUUCUGUUUGGAAGUCAUUCACUCUUACAGCUUCUUGUAUUUAUCACAAAAAGUAGCAUAUUGUGACAGAACUCAUCCUUCACACCGUUCUAACUGUAGUGGUUAAGUGCAUAAGUAGAACUUCUAGCUAUGAUUGGCAAAUAUUGAAAGUAUUUUGUAUUCCUAGAAAUAUCUUAGAUUAAAUAAUAUGUAAACGUCUAUCAAAUGAAGUAAUUUCGUUGUCGCAUUAGAACUUUAUACUGCUAGUGCAGUAGUAAAUUAGUCAUCAAAUCUUAAGAAUGUAAAGGAGGCUCUUCAGAUUUAUUCUAAUGAUCAGAUGAGUGUGUAUAAACAGGCAGUUAGCCUCUUAUGAGCCUAUUUGAGAGAUUCAACAUGCAUUUAUAAUCCAGGGCGUUACUGUUUUUCUAAUUCGGCUAGUUUUCUGGUAUUAUAUUGGUUUCAUAACGCCGACAAUGAUAGUUCCUUUUUACAGUCUGCAUAGAUGUGAAGAGUUUGAGAGAUGUACAGCUGGUUGAAUAGAUAUGUGUAGAGGCAACAAAGAAGAAAGUUAAUGGUAGUUACAAGAGACGCUCUGAGUUGAACUUGUGUGCAGGUGAUUUAGAAUUGGGAUCUAUUCACAUUAUGAAAGGUGAAGUAUUCCAUAUUUGUGAUAGUGUCUUUGCUUUAUGUGUUCGGGUGUUUCGAAACUGCACUUAUAUUUCCAAACGACGCAGUUGAGAAGGAAGUUUUGAUGGCAGUGGCACUGCUUUGUGAUUUCCUAGUCUUUCUCAGGUUAAUGUUCUGAAAUGUGGGGUUUACACUGUACUUUCUGAAUACUCUAUUGUGAUAAAAAUAUUUUCUGACUAAUGAAUAUUUAAGGUAACCGAAAUUUUUUGUCUGCUUUGGAUUUUGUUUUUGGUGUCUUAUUUCAUUGUUUCUGUAUGUUUGUUGUCUUAGCUUCUGGACUUGAAUUCUGAUAUUUAUUCUUUUGUAGAUAAGAUAUAAUUGUACGCGUGAUGGAUGUACCAACUCUAAUAUUGAAAAAAGCUUAUCUGAUGGAAACGUCAAUGCAAAUGAUCCAACGAUAAUAGCUUACAGAGUGAAUAAUAUAGUGCGCGCAAUUAAUGCUCCAACGGGAGUUGAGAAAUGGAAUAUGAGUGUUCAUAAAUAUGAUCUUUGCUUAUUAACCGAUGGGAUUCCUGCACCAAUUAAUGCUGUUCAAAAGCCAUUACCCCUUUGUAACGUACCUUUGGAUUCUCCACAUGUUCGCAGUAAUUUUAUGGAUGAGUCGUAUGUCAGUAUGGAGGAACCAGACUGGGAUAUUGGAUUAGAUAAACGAAUAAUAACAGCACGAACAAAGGACACACAUGCAGAAGAAUUGUGGUCAUUCAACUUCACCUCCAGAAUAUCAAAAGCAUGGAUAUAUCGUAAAGAUAUACAGAAUUUAAGAUCAUUACCAUUGUUUACAUAUGAUAGAGCUACUGUCUUAUUGAUUGAAAAGUUCAAUGAAUUUCAAGAAAAAUCUUCUGCUGUUCGUAGAUUUGAAGUACUGAAGGAAAAAGGUUUGAAUCUAUUCAACAGAAAAAAGACUCAUUCAUCAACAGAUAGUCAGAAAAACAAAUGUGUUUCACGUGAUCGCCUUAUUUACCUUGGUAGUUUAAAUGGUCAGCUGUAUGUUCAGGUUGAAGAUGGCAUAGAUCUUCCCAGUCCUGAUAUGAUCAAUCUUUCCAAGAGCUUAUCACUACGCACAAAUGGAGUACUAGAUGAACCUAGUGAGCCUGGUGCCUCUUCAUUGAUUGGAUAUUAUCGUGCAUCUUAUUCGCAAGCAUCAAAAAUGCAAACAUUUAUUCAACCUCUCCUUUCGGAUGACAGUGUUGAAGAUACAAUUGAAAGAGUUACUGCUCUAGGAUUUCCAAACAAUGCAGAUAACUUUAAACCUUUACUUGGCUUUGAUUCAGAUACUUCAGCUGAAGAAACGAAAACACAACCUUCAACUAACGAGGAGUCUAGUUAUAACAAUGGUCUGCCGGAACGAAUAUUUAGUAGUGCUAAUGACUUAGUUAUGCUUCUUUUACGUGCAAGCGAAAUUGCUGUAAAUCAUUCGCCUAAUGAUUCUGAAGCCAGUCGUUCCCUUGGAUAUAGUUUGUCCAGUCAUUUCAUGCAGAUGGCAUUAGUUGCUGCGAUCCUUUAUUUCACUGCACAAUGGAUCAUGAAUAUGAAAAUUAACUAUGAUAUACAGUUAAGAAAUAACUCAUUCUACGAGAAAACAUGUUAUCUGGAAUCAGUUGUUGUUCAACCAAGUAGUUCUUCGGGAAGUUCAACUGAAACAGCAGUAUGUCCAUCCUGUUCCACUUCAAAUACUUCAUCAUCGUCUCCACCUAAUCAGUCUGUUUCUGGUCCCUUUUAUCAAUCAUCCUUCAUAUCUCCAUUUGAAACAGAUUUCAAAUUUAUACGUCGCCUUGGACGUGGUGGUUUUGGACAAGUGUUUGAAGUUGAAAAUCGUUUAGACGGUUGCCGUUAUGCUAUCAAACGUAUUAAGAUGAAUGAUGCUGAUGACGAUAAAAAUGUGUUUCUACGAGAAGUUAAAGCUUUGGCUACUCUCGAUCAUCCAGGCAUAGUGCGCUAUCAUCGAGCUUGGAAAGAAUAUCCUCCAGCUGGUUGGCAGGAAUCACGGGAUGCUUUGGUGUUGGAUUUAUCGGAUGACUGUACUAGUAGAAGUGGUGAUAGUGGUCAUGAUUAUGGAAAUGAUGAAAAUCGUCUGUCAAGUGUUGUUUCCUCAUCAAAUUUCGAUUCACGUCAUUCAAGUAUAUCGUUAGGUGUUGAAGAAAAUUCAGUAGGAUCAAAUGGAUCUAUUUCUUUCAGUUCUCAUAAACAUUGCAAGCCUAAUUCGGAUGAUGAUAGCCUUAUUGUAUUUGAAAAUCCAGUUGGUUCUGAGAAACACUCAUCUGCUAAUUCAAACCUUUCCAAAUAUUCAUUUAACAAAAGAUCUGCAAGAGUACAGCUAAAACAUGAAGUCAGAUAUACAUGUUAUUUAUACAUUCAAAUGCAAUUGUGUUCUCCAAAAAGUCUACGUGAUUGGCUUGCUGUGCACAAUGCUCCAGAAUCACGCCCACGUGCCGAAUUAAUUUCCAUGUUUCGUCAAAUUGUAGACGCUGUAGCCUAUUUACAUAAUCAUUCUUUAAUGCAUCGUGAUCUGAAACCUUCUAAUAUCCUUUUUGACUUAAGCAAUCGUCUUAAAUUGGCUGAUUUCGGUUUAGUCACUUCUAUGUCAGAUGAAAAAUCAAUUCAACAGGAUAUGUUGCCGGUGAAUUGCAGUGAUCAAAAUAAACAAUUUUCAUACCCUCAAAUGACUAAUGAAAACUACUUGAAUACGAAUAAUAAUGAUGAGGGACAUGGUAGUUUUAUUGAUCGUCAACUACGUCCCUUAAAAGACAUCAGUACUGUGCAACAAAAGCGUGCUGUCUUUGCACGUCGACAUACUGACCAUGUGGGCACAGAUCUGUAUAUGAGUCCUGAACAAGAACGAAGUGAUAGUUAUGACCAUAAAGUGGACAUCUUUUCAUUGGGAUUAAUCUUCUUGGAACUGUUGAUUAUAUUCAAUACAUCAAUGGAAAGGAUUUACACCUUGACACGGGCAAAACAACAAAAACUCCCAAAGGAUUUUGUCACUUUUAAUCCGGUCGAAACUGAAUUCGUUCUGAAACUUUUGGAUAUUGAUCCAUUCAAUCGUCCUGAAGCUUCUGCAAUUUUGGAGAUUCCACUAAUUAAACAAUCUGCCUCAUAA